CAUCAUGGCUUCUUAUGAUGGUGGAGGAUAAAGGCGGAAAAUGGGCCAGCGCGGUUCCAAUUGCAUUUCCACCCCACUUGACUUCUGAGGUACCCAUCAAUGGGGCGAGUCUGUUCCGCCGGAAUUAAGUUCAGAGAAGUUCGGACCAUCACCGACAAACCGGCGACGGAGACCAAGCUCGUCCGAAUUUCCUACACCGACGGCGAUGCGACCGAUUCGUCCAGUGGUGAGGACGAAGAGCCAAUCCUCAUCCGCCACGUCAAACGCCACGUGACUGAGAUCAGGCUUCUCACUACCGAUUGUUCCAAAAAGCCACCGCCGCCGAAAUCGAGAGUUAAGCCGCCGUCGAAUUCGGAGAGCCAUAGAAAGUUUAGAGGAGUUCGGCGGCGGCCGUGGGGCAAAUGGGCAGCGGAGAUCAGAGACCCUUUACGGCGAACAAGAGUUUGGCUUGGAACCUACGACACGGCGGAGGAAGCCGCUGUCGUUUACGACCGUGCCGCCGUCCGCCUUAGAGGUCCCAACGCUUUUACCAAUUUCGUCGCCGAAGCUCCCAAUUCCAAAACAACUGUUGUCACAUACCUCCCUCCACCGCCACCACCGCCGCCGCCGGAAAAUCAUAGUACGGCAGCAGUGGGAGUUUCCUACAGCAAAGAAUUCCGGAAUCACUGCUCUCCGACUUCCGUCUUGAGAUUAGAAGAACAAAAUUGGAGACCCAUUGAGCAUCUAAGCGAAGAAUCAGGAUUAGAAGACGAAUUCAAUUGGUUAUAUGAUCGGAACUCCAACAGUUUCUUGUUCAAUCUAAGAAGCCCACAACCGUUAUUUUCCGACCAAAUGGAACUGGAAAUUCCGAAAUGGGAAGAUUUCGGGGACAUUUCGGUGGAUUUCGAUUCAUGUAAAUGGGACGUAGAGAAUUAUUUUCAAGAUCCAAGCUUUAGUAUCGCAUUGACUGACUGACUGACAAAUUAGCUGGGAUCGUACGAGCAGCUGUGUCUGUGAGAGGUUUUAUUUUUGCCAUCUUUUUUUAUUUAUUAAUUUGUUAUUAUUAGUUUCUAAAUUUUUGUGUUCUAAAUUAAGUUUCCUGAGCUUUUAUUUUUGGAGUGAAUUGUAUUGUAUGGAAAUAGAAUAGUGAGAUGCCCCUUUAUGUAAUCCCCACUUUUUCUAGAUUUGAGAUAUGUUCAAUAAAUGGGGUAGUAGGUUGGAGUA
Cucurbita maxima (winter squash) is the source of this 1203-nucleotide messenger RNA. RefSeq names its product pathogenesis-related genes transcriptional activator PTI6-like. Gene Ontology annotation, biological process: regulation of DNA-templated transcription. The coding region runs from base 100 to 954 and encodes 284 amino acids. Gene Ontology annotation, molecular function: DNA-binding transcription factor activity; DNA binding. NCBI's taxonomy places the organism in Eukaryota, Viridiplantae, Streptophyta, Magnoliopsida, Cucurbitales, Cucurbitaceae. The record is from RefSeq and is a predicted model, not a curated record. The transcript is spliced from 2 exons.